AGAACUAAGGUGUUUGCGCUUGAGCAUUUAGGCCUAUACAUAUUUUUUUCGUUCUUUGGAUUAGUUAAUUCUAUUAAUUUAAAUAUUUUGAUUAUUCAUAUCUUAAUUUUUUAAAUAGAUUCCGUUCUUCUGAUAUGCGAGCCGAUCACUAGUGUUUUCAGCCACCGGUAGCUUGUUGGGUGCUUUAUAUGCGCUACACUCAAUUAUGAUUGCAUGUCUACUUACAUUAAAUAUAUAAUUAUUAAUAUACGUCGGCUGUAUGAUAGCUAGCAAAUUAAUUAGCUAACUAAUGUUAGCCUGCCUAGCUGGAAGGAAAAUGUUUUAUUUCUACAAUUUCCAAAAACUGACCAAACAAAAACAAAUGACUUUUACGAUACGUGUUUGUGCAUUAGUUGCACAAUUUGUAACUUAUUUACAUUCGUCUUUACUUACACUUGUAUGUUGACUUUGAGGUUUUAAAGUUUUUGGCUGCGUUUCAGGUCCCGAAAUGAACAUAAUUGUACACUCGCAAACGCCAUUAAAAACUAGGGCUGAGGGUCUUACGUUGCAAACUUCCAUUGUUUAGCUAAUCAUUUGGACCGACGACAAAAUAUUGCCGCUGGGAUUCCCCCAAAGCAUUAAGGCGGAGGGUAAGUGGACAAGGGUGUGUCUUCAUGAGUUUGAAAACAGCCAAGAUAGCAAGCGCACACAUUUUUUUCAAGAAAUGUACCUUUCUAUUUGGAAAUGUGCGUAAGGAAAGCGAGAGUACUGUACUUGUGUUCUGGCCACUUUGUAGCCUACAGUACCUGACAUUCCGAAGGACUUCAAGUCGUUGAUCAACUAAAAUGACUUGUGGUUGUCAUCGUGAAGAAUACCGGAUCGUUGAAAAACAUUGAUAUUCCUGUAGCCUACUUUGUUACCCCUCUAAACGUAUAGGCAGGCCUAUGUGGAUGUGAGAUAUCUGACGCACAUUUAAAACAUCGAGCGCACAGGUUACCUAAUGGAGAUGGAUUUCCAAAGGCUGCUGUUGCAGGUGGAACAAGCCCUGAGCAGUGAAGAAGUACAAGCACUUGCAUUUCUUUGCAAAGAUCUGCUUGAGAAAGACUGUAGCUCAGUGCCCACAGCAAGUCAACUCUUCUCUCUUCUGAUGGACCAAGAACUGUUAACCCCCGAUCAGCCUUACUUGCUUGCCGAUUUAUUAUGUACCAUCCAGCGCCACAGCUUGAUGCGAGAGCUUGGCCUCAACAACCAGCUUCCAACAACCAGUAGCCUCAUCUCUCCUUAUAGAAAACUGCUGUAUGACCUAUCAGAGAACACCACUGAAGACGAGUUGAGAGAGAUUAAGUUCCUAUUGGUUAACAUACUCCCUCGUAGGAAACUGGAGGGCAACGUGACUACCUUGCAAGUAUUCCUGGAAAUGGAGAAAAUGGAUAUUUUGAGCGUCAUAAAACUAAACAUUGUUGAAAGUAUGUUUGGAAGUGUCUGCCCCAUGUUGAAAACAAGAAUCAACCAGUUUAAAACAAAGCAGGGGCCAGUAACCCCAAAAACAGGGGUGGGAUUGUUAAGACCAAGGUCUUCUUCUGCAUGUCUUCCAGAAAACCAGGCUGUCUCCAUGCUCCCAAUGAGACCUGUGUCAUGUGGACUAUCAGUCGAACAACGUGGACAUUCUGACACGAUGUUCUUGCCCUCUUCGUACUUCUCUUCAGCUUCACAGCCUUCAGCUGAGGUGUCCACUCUGAAUCCAGCUGACACCUCUCUGGAUGUUCGGAGGGUCUCAGAUACAGCGGAUGCAGUACUUUCACAUAGGCUGGGUCUCCUAAGUACCAGUGGGGACAACGAUGCUGCUCUCAGCCAAGAGAAUCAUCGUGUUUCAUCCAUACCCUCACGUGGACACAAUAAGAACUUUGACCCUGCAAAUCGUCAGACAGGAAACACCACAAAAGAGGAAGUGGGAGAAUAUGCUAUGACAGGAAGAAAGAGGGGUUACUGUCUGAUAAUUAACAACUACAACUUCAGAAAUUCUCCAAAACCCCUAAACAAUAGAGAGGGAACACAGGUUGAUGAAAGCAGUUUGGUGAGUGUGUUUGAGUGGCUGGGCUUUGAGACGCAGAUUGAGCCAGACUGCAGCCGGGAGCAGUUACUGUCUCGAGUUGAGGAGCUCCGCAGCCGUGACCACAGCCAGAUGGACUGCCUGGUGUGCUGCGUUCUGAGCCACGGGCUGGAGGGAGGUGUUUAUGGGGUGGACGGGCUGAAGGUCAGAGUUAGGGAGCUCACAGAGCCCUUCUCUGGACUGGAGUGCAGCUCACUGAGGGGGAAGCCCAAGCUGUUCUUUAUCCAGGCCUGUCAGGGCAUCAAGGAACAACAGCCAGUGUUCAUUCAGUCCGAUUGCCCAGGCGCUGAUGGCUCUACUAUCACCAGCUCUAUCUGCACUGAUGCAGUGGUACCCAGAGACUCCAUUCCCUCUGAUGCCGACUUCCUUCUGGGCAUGGCCACUGUCCCUCACUUUGCCUCUUUCAGAGACAUAAGUAAGGGCACUUGGUUCAUCCAGUCAUUGUGCCAGAACCUCAUCAACAUGGUUCCCAGUGGGUAUGACUUGCUGUCCAUCCUGACCAAGGUAAACAAUGAUGUCAGCAGUAAGAGUGAUAACCAUGGCACCAGGAAGCAGAUGCCCCAGCCUGCAUACUCACUCAGGAAGAGGCUGGUCUUUCCCAUCCCAAAACACCCUCCUCCCAGACUACAUGAGCCAUAAAUAUUGGCUUGAGAGCACGAGAGAAUAGGGGUUUAAAUCUGGUCCUUAUACUUUCCCACCAAAUCAGGGACGGAUUCAGACACUGUAUGUGUAGACUCACCAACAAUAUAUACACCCUCUGGGAUCACUCAGGUAGAAGGUGCAGGUUUACAGUUUAUUUUUUAUACCUCGCUCUGUUUUAUUUACACUACCAGUCAAAAGUUUGGACACACCAAGUCAUUCCAGGGUUUUCUUUAUUUUUACUGUUUUCUACAUUGUAGAAUAAUAGUGAAGACAUCAAAACUGUUAAAAUAACAUAUAUGGAAUCAUGUAGUAACCAAAAAAAGUGUUAAACAAAUCAAAAUAUAUUUGAGAUUCUUCAAAGUAGCCACCCUUUUCCUUGAUGACAGCUUUGCACACAUGAGUAGGUGUGUCCAAACUUUUGACAGGUACUGUAUAAAAAAUGAAAUUCAGUAGAAAUAUAUCCAAAAAACUGUAAAUAGAAAAUUGUAGGAAAUGUUUUUAAUGCUUCAAUGUGAAACCUUUUGGCCAAAUUUGAGUUAUAGAUCUGUCAUACUCAUUGAAAGCAAGUCUAUGAAGCAGUAGAUCGGUUCUAUGUGGACUAUUUCUCUACUUUAAAAAAAAUGGUUUACAUCUGUUUUGUACACCAGUUUCAUACACCUGGAAAUACAAUAUUAUUGGUUAUGGAAAAUAUAUUUCACAGCAGUUUAAAUGGUACAAUGAUGCUCUACACUAUACUUGCUUGUUUUGUCACACUGAAAUUAGGCGAACUAUUAGAAUUUUAGCAGCCAGGAAAUGGCAGAGUGAUUUCUGCAUAUUGCAUCUUUAAAUUGUAUUUUUAAAUGGUGUAAAGGAGAGCACUUAUUAUGCAACUUCCUAAAUCAAUAAAGGCAAUUUUCAUUCAA
Oncorhynchus kisutch (coho salmon) is the source of this 3633-nucleotide messenger RNA. RefSeq names its product caspase-8. The coding region runs from base 980 to 2728 and encodes 582 amino acids. Lineage: Eukaryota; Metazoa; Chordata; Actinopteri; Salmoniformes; Salmonidae. The record is from RefSeq and is a predicted model, not a curated record. Gene Ontology annotation, biological process: regulation of apoptotic process; proteolysis. Gene Ontology annotation, molecular function: protein binding; cysteine-type endopeptidase activity. The transcript is spliced from 13 exons.